This is a messenger RNA of Otolemur garnettii (small-eared galago), 1022 nucleotides long. RefSeq names its product mitochondrial ribosomal protein L2 (gene MRPL2). The record is from RefSeq and is a predicted model, not a curated record. Gene Ontology annotation, molecular function: RNA binding; structural constituent of ribosome. Bases 59 to 973 code for a protein of 304 amino acids. Lineage: Eukaryota; Metazoa; Chordata; Mammalia; Primates; Galagidae. The transcript is spliced from 7 exons. Gene Ontology annotation, cellular component: ribosome. Gene Ontology annotation, biological process: cytoplasmic translation.
GCUGGCUAAACUAAAGGAAAGGGUGGCUUGUUGACCCUAGAAGAACCUAGCUACACCUAUGGCUCUGUGGGCAUUGACCCGUGCUCUAGGGUCCCUGAACCUGGCGCCCCAGGCCGUCGCUGCUCCUGUCUCGAGUCUGCUCCCCGCCGCCCAGGUGAUGAACAAUGCCUUUCUCCAACUGCCCUCUGCCUUGACGUUGCUCCCCUAUCGCACAGUUCUUACUUCUGUGGCCCUCAAGGCCAAGUUUGUGUCCUGGAAGAGUCAUACCAAGUACACCAUUAGACCACUGAAGAAGAGGAAGUCUGGGGGCCGAGACCACACAGGCCGCAUCCGAGUGCAUGGUAUUGGUGGGGGCCACAAGCAACUUUAUCGCAUGAUUGACUUUCUGCGUUUCCGGCCUGAACAGGAGACCAAGCCUGAACCUUUUGAGGAGAGGGUUAUCACAGUCCGCUAUGAUCCCUGCAGGUCAGCAGACAUAGCUCUGGUUGCUGGGGGCAGCCGGAAACGCUGGAUUGUUGCCACAGAAAACAUGCAGGCUGGAGAUGUAAUCCUGAAUUCUAACCACAUAGGCCGAAUGGCAGUUGCUGCCCAGGAAGGGGAUGCACAUCCUCUUGGGGCCCUGCCUGUGGGAACCCUCGUCAACAACGUGGAAAGUGAGCCAGGCCGGGGGGCCCAGUAUAUCCGAGCUGCAGGGACGUGUGGUGUGCUGCUUCGGAAGGUAAAUGGGACAGCCAUCAUCCAGUUGCCUUCUAAGAGGCAGAUGCAGGUGCUGGAAACAUGCAUAGCAACAGUUGGCCGAGUAUCCAACGUUGAUCAUGAUAAACGGGUCAUUGGAAAGGCAGGACGCAACCGCUGGCUGGGCAAGAGGCCUAACAGUGGCCUAUGGCAUCGCAAGGGGGGCUGGGCUGGCCGAAAGAUUCGGCCACUGCCCCCUAUGAAGAGUUAUGUGAAGUUGCCCUCUGCUGCUGCAUAAAGCUGAUAUUCCUGAACUCUAAUAAAAUGGUUCCCCAUUUUUAUCUGUU